CGCCUUCCCGCCCGCCGCACACAGCCUUUUGACCGCCAGCAAAAGCGAGCACAGGGACGUCGCAAACAUGGCCGCCGCAAUCAAAGCCCUCAAUGCGAAGAUUCGCUCAAACAAGUACACGGAUUACAUCUGCUCGACCCAUUUCUGGGGCCCAGUGAGUAACUUUGGAAUCCCGAUCGCGGCCAUUGCGGACAUGAGCAAAGACCCCGAAAUCAUCUCCGGCCGCAUGACGGGCGCCCUGACGCUCUACUCUGCAACGUUUAUGCGCUACGCGCUGGCCGUCAGCCCAGCCAACUACCUGCUCUUUGGCUGCCACGCCAUCAACUUCACCUCGCAAGUCGUCCAGGGAUACCGAUACCUCAACUACUGGAAUUUCGGCGGCCGCGACGCCACGCUCGCUGGAAAGGCGGAUAAGGCUAAGGACAAGUUGGAGAGCGUGGUUUCCAAGUAGAACUGUGGCAUGGGAGAGAGAGAGAGAGAAAGGCGGGAGAAGGAAAAACAGAGGGUGUGUGUUACCGAGUGGAAUAAUACACAUAUUUGUAUCUCUCUUCUUUCCAGGGAGGAGGGGAGGGUUCUUGUUCACACGAAAUACAUGAAUCAAGGACAAGUCUUUCUCCUAUUCUUCUAGCUGUCUUUCUCUCUCUCUGCCUUUUUGUCUUUUUUCUUUCUUUCUUUCUUUCUUUCUUUC
Exserohilum turcica Et28A is the source of this 688-nucleotide messenger RNA. RefSeq lists its product as uncharacterized. The record is from RefSeq and is a predicted model, not a curated record. The coding region runs from base 68 to 451 and encodes 127 amino acids. The transcript has 3 exons. Gene Ontology annotation, biological process: pyruvate import into mitochondria. Lineage: Eukaryota; Fungi; Ascomycota; Dothideomycetes; Pleosporales; Pleosporaceae. Gene Ontology annotation, cellular component: mitochondrial inner membrane.